AUGCUGAGGCUCCUCCCUGUCCUGGGUCUCCUGUUCAGUUGUUUACUUCCAAGAAGAACAGGGGCAGUUCUCGAUGUCACGCUGGUGUCCGUUACCUCCGAGCACCGCCGGGCCAAUUUCACUUUUUCGUGUAUCACCGGAGAACGGGAAAUGCAAAGUUCGGACUUGCGCAUCGAGCGGGACAAUACCAUCGUGAGGAUCAACUCUGGGCCCCCCCACACCAGAUCACACGAGAAUGAACUGCAGGUCAAAUUCCCCCCCAAGGCGCUGGUGGGCGUGUUCUUUUGCAUCGCCAAGGGGCCGUCUGAGAACACCAAAAUCCUCUAUCCCUAUAACAAUCCUUCUGCUGAUCUGACUCCACUGAGAGUGACGGUAACCGUCAGCAUCAACCAAGACGCCCAUUUAGAGGCCAAAGUGAUAAAGCCAUCAAAUGCAGAUAUUAUGUGGAAAUAUAAUGGAACGUUUUUCCAGACCACCUACAAGAACGAGAUCAGUGACAUGAUCGCUCGACUUACUCUCCAAAAUGUGCAGCUGAGUCAAGCGGGGGUGUACAGUGGCGGGUUUACAGGAGCGACACCCUUGGCCAACGCCUUCUUCAGACUUAUCGUACGAGGGUGCCCAGAGAACAAGUGGGGUCUGUCUUGCCAGAAGGAUUGCCUUGAGUGCUUAAAUGGUGGUGUGUGUCAUGACAUCAGUGGAGAGUGUAUUUGUGCCCCAGGAUUCAUGGGAACCCGCUGUGAAAAGGCUUGCAGAGAGGGGAACUUUGGCAGAAACUGUCAGGAGACAUGUAAGAGGGAUCAGGGCUGUAAGGGACUCACCUUCUGCCUUCCAGACCCCUAUGGAUGUUCCUGUGGCAGCGGAUGGACUGGCGAUCAUUGCCAAAAAGAGUGCCCUGCAGGAACAUAUGGAGCAAACUGUGCCCUGAAAUGUGAGUGUGAGAGUGGAGGCUCCUGUAAUAGGUUUAGCGGAUGUGUCUGCGCCAACGGCUAUCAUGGACAGCACUGCGAGAAGUCAGAUCAUCAUCCUCAAAUCAUCAAUCUUCCAUCUCAGGUGGAGUUCAAUCUGGACUCCCCAGCAGUGUUGACAUGUGCCGCAUCUGGGAAUCCCCAACCUGUCCUGGGGAGUAUAGUAUUGAGGAGACCUGAUGGAUCGGUCAUCACGGCCAGCAAUGCUCUCCUGGAUGCGGAACGCAGCACUUGUACUUUCACCGUGCCCACCAUGACUCUGAAUGACAACGGAUUAUGGGAGUGCCGUGUGUCUACUAGCGGGGGGCAGGACAAUCGUAAAUUUCGUGUACUGGUCAAAGUGCCGCCAACCCCCUUGGAACCACCACGUCUACUGGAGAGGCGUAGCAGGGCGCUCAUCCUGGCACCAAUUCAUCAUUUUUCUGGAGAUGGGCCCAUAUCAUCCAUCAAGCUCCUAUAUCAACCGAAUGGCAUGAAAUCUGACUGGCACAGUGUAAUAGUGGAGCAAAAAGAGAACAUCACUCUUCCAAACCUAAAGCCAGUUACUGCUUACCAGGUGCGCUAUCUGCUGGGCCGGCCGGGCCCCGGUGGUGAAGGAACCUUGGGACCGAUUGCUAUUCUGGAAACAGACUGCAUAGAACCUACUGUGAAACCGGAAAUAAAAAGUUACUCCAAGGAAGACCGACACACAAUAUACAUUAAUUGGCAGCUGCCUUCAUACAAUAGUGUUGGGAAUGGUUUCCUGGUCAGGGUUUAUCAUCCUCCAAACCAGCUUUUUCGAGAAGAGAAUGUGACAUCCAUGGAUAUUUUGUCUACAAAGAUCUACGGCCUCAGCUCCAACAUAGAGUACGUCUUCAGAGUCUUAAUUUACCACUGUACCAGCUUGGGGCCCCCUUCUGAUCCCUACCCCGUUACUCUCAACAGCAAGGGUCCAUCACCCCCGAAGGAUGUCCAUGUUAACCCUCUUUCUCGACAUAGCAUGAAAGUGAUCUGGUCUCCUCCUGACGAUCCUAACGGUGGCAUAAUUAAGUAUACAGUUGAGAGACGAAGGUUUGGAGUCCUUGGGGAGCAGCAAUGGGCCGAUACAGAGGGCCACAACCAGACUUGGUACAUUGUUGAAGGCCUGAACGCCAGCACCUCCUACCAUUUUCGGGUGCGGGCAAACUCCAGAGUCCCCGGAGAAUGGAGCCAAACUGUAAUAGCUUCAACAUUCAGUGAGGAGUCCCAUCACAUGGUCCCCAGCAUGGAGAGUAGGAACCCAAGGGUGCCUAGUUCAGGUCAACAGCUCCUCUUGGCGAUCAUUGGUUCAGUAUCAGUCACAUGUUUUACCAUCAUUGUUGCCUUGCUUGCUCUCUUCUGUAUCAAAAAGAAUUUAUUUCACCGCAGGAAAAUGUUCACCUACCAGUCCGGAUCGGGGGAGGAGACCAUCCUGCAGUUCAGUUCGGGGACUCUGACCCUCACCCGGCGGCAAAGACCACAGACCGAGCCCUUUUCGUAUCCCAUCCUGGACUGGGCGGACAUCAAGUUUGAGGAUGUGAUUGGAGAGGGAAAUUUUGGACAGGUCAUCAAGGCAAUGAUUAAGAAAGAUGGGGUGCGCAUGAAUGCUGCAGUCAAGAUGCUGAAAGAAUUCGCAUCAGAAAAUGACCACAGGGAUUUUGCCGGGGAGCUGGAGGUUCUGUGUAAACUGGGUCACCAUCCAAAUAUCAUCAACUUGCUGGGAGCCUGUGAGAACAGAGGUUAUUUGUACAUCGCCAUUGAAUACGCUUCAUUUGGAAACCUGCUUGACUUUCUACGGAAGAGCCGAGUUCUGGAAACAGAUCCUGCGUUUGCCAAGGAACACGGCACAGCCUCUACACUCACUUCCCAGCAGCUCCUACAGUUUGCCUCGGAUGUCGCAAAAGGGAUGCAAUACCUCAGCGAGAAACAGUUCAUUCACAGGGAUCUGGCUGCCAGGAACAUCCUUGUGGGAGAAAAUCUAGUGGGCAAGAUUGCGGACUUUGGUCUGUCACGAGGGGAGGAGGUCUACGUGAAGAAGACAAUGGGUCGCCUUCCCGUGCGCUGGAUGGCCAUCGAGUCCCUUAAUUACAGUGUUUAUACAACAAAGAGUGAUGUAUGGUCAUUUGGAGUGCUGCUCUGGGAGAUUGUGAGUUUAGGUGGAACUCCAUAUUGCGGGAUGACAUGUGCAGAGCUCUAUGAGAAAUUACCACAGGGAUAUCGAAUGGAGAAACCCCGAAACUGUGACGAUGAGGUGUAUGAUCUGAUGCGCCAGUGCUGGAGAGACAGACCCUACGAAAGGCCAACCUUCAACCAGAUCUCCCUGCAGCUUAUACGCAUGUUGGAGGCCAGAAAGGCCUAUGUGAACAUGGCGCUGUUUGAAAAUUUCACCUACGCCGGAAUCGAUGCCACAGCAGAAGAGGCGUAG
Staurois parvus is the source of this 3387-nucleotide messenger RNA. Lineage: Eukaryota; Metazoa; Chordata; Amphibia; Anura; Ranidae. The record is from the annotation of a GenBank genome assembly.